AUCUAAUAUUUAAAAUAUAACAUAAUAGCCGUAGCGCAGAACGUUUUGUAAUAGAACCAAAGACGUAGUACAACAAUAAUAUAUUUACGCAAUCCAGCCUGUGAUUGGUCUAAAAUUUCGUCCAUCUUAGCGCUCAGCUGAUCGUUGUUGUGAGCUGGUAAUUUAAGAUGUUGCGCUUAGGGGCAUCUCGCUUGCUCCAGCAGGGGAGUGGCCGUGCUGCUCUGCUGGGAGCACGUUCCCAGGCCUCUGCUCCCGAGAAGGUAGAAGUUUUCAUAAAUGACAUUAGUGUAAUGGUAGAACCAGGAACUACUGUUUUGCAGGCUGCUGCUGCUGCUGGUGUUGAAAUCCCACGUUUUUGUUAUCACGAACGCUUGUCAGUUGCUGGAAACUGCCGCAUGUGUUUAGUGGAAGUAGAAAAGGCCCCCAAACCUGUUGCUGCAUGUGCAAUGCCUGUUAUGAAGGGGUGGCGCAUCAAGACUGACAGUGAUAUGACACGCAAAGCCAGAGAGGGCGUAAUGGAAUUUUUGCUUAUCAAUCAUCCUUUAGAUUGUCCUAUUUGUGAUCAAGGUGGAGAAUGUGAUUUGCAGGACCAGAGUAUGUCUUUUGGAUCUGACCGCUCUCGGUUUUUAGACAAGAAGCGAGCCGUGGAAGACAAAAAUAUUGGCCCCUUAGUGAAGACUAUUAUGACUCGUUGCAUUCAUUGCACACGCUGUGUUCGCUUCGCAUCAGAGAUUGCAGGUGUAGAGGACCUAGGGACAACAGGCAGAGGCACUGACAUGCAGAUUGGAACAUAUGUUGAGAAAAUGCUGAUGUCAGAGUUGUCUGGCAAUGUCAUUGAUCUUUGUCCAGUAGGAGCUCUAACUUCCAAGCCAUAUGCUUUUACUGCAAGGCCAUGGGAAGUUCGUCGUACUGAUUCCAUUGAUGUCUUAGAUGCCUUAGGGUCCAACAUUGUUGUGAACCACCGAACUGGAGAAGUUUUGAGGAUUUUGCCACAGACUAAUGAGGAAAUCAACGAAGAAUGGUUGUCUGACAAGUCCCGUUUCUCUUAUGAUGGACUGAAACGACAAAGAUUAGUUCACCCCAUGGUCAAAGAUUCGAAUGGGGAACUUCGACCUUGUGAGUGGGAAGAUGCCCUUAUUGUGGCUGCUAAGGCUCUUCAGGCAGCUGAUGGGUCCGUGGCGGCUGUUGCUGGGGGACUUGCUGAUGCCGAAUCUCUUAUUGCACUAAAGGAUAUCGUCAACAAGCUUGGAGGUGAAAAUGUAUGCACUGAAGAGAUUUUCCCUGAUGCAGGAACUGGAACAGAUCUUCGCUCAUCUUAUUUGUUAAACACUAAAAUUGUUGGGGUGGAGGAAGCUGACUUAGCACUACUUGUUGGAACAAACCCUCGAUAUGAAGCCCCACUUUUUAAUGCAAGACUCCGUAAGGCUUGGACUCAUAAUGACCUAGAUGUUGCUAUGAUUGGACCAAAUGUCAAUCUGAGCUAUGAUCAUGAGAACCUAGGUGAUGAUACAUCAAUUAUUCAAGGACUCUUGGAUGGCUCUCAUCCAUUUGCUGCGCGCCUUUCAUCUGCUAAGCGACCUAUAAUUGUUGUUGGAUCAGCACUCCUGUCUCGGCCUGAUGGAGGAGCUCUAUACGCAAAACUUUUAGAAUUGUCUCAAAAGAUUCGCCUUGGUUGUGAAGGAGGCUCAGACUGGCGAGUGUUGAAUGUAUUGCACCGAGUUGCCUCCCAGGUAGCUGCAUUAGAUCUUGGUUAUAUUCCUGGUGUGGCAAACAUUCGAAAUUCUCCUCCAAAAGUCUUGUUCAUGCUUGGAGCAGAUGAUGGGGCAAUUACACGUGAAGACCUUGCAAAGGAUACUGUUGUUAUUUAUCAGGGUCAUCAUGGUGACAAAGGUGCAGAAAUGGCAGAUGUUGUAUUACCUGGUGCAGCCUACACAGAAAAGAAUGGGACCUAUGUCAAUACAGAGGGUAGAGCUCAGCAGACUAGAGCUGCUCUUGUACCACCUGGAAUGGCACGUGAGGACUGGAAAAUCUUGAGGGCUCUUGCACAGAUAUCUGGAGUUUCCCUUACAUAUGACAACUUAGAGGCUGUUCGAGCACGACUGGCAGAAGUUUCUCCCAAUCUGACUCGUUAUGGAGAUGUAGAAGAAGCAAACUAUUUUGCACAAGCCAGUGAACUUGCCAAGCUUGUCCAAGGAAGUGUGGAUGCAGCUCCUGUAGAUGUUCCACAAAAGAAUCUAGAAGACUUCUACAUGACAGAUCCCAUCACUCGAGCAUCAGCUACAAUGGCAAAAUGUAUUGUAGCUGUUAAGAAAGAAGCUGCGAAUAAAUUUCAUGAUUAAGUAGUUUGACUGUAAGAGACUAAAUUAAUUGUUUCAGUUUUUGUACAGUUAGUUGCAGAGUUGAUAUUACCAGAAGGUGGCAUACAUGUCAGGGUUAAUGGCAAUACUGCUACUGUACACCUGAGUUUAAUGAAGAAUUAAAGUUGACCUGUUGAUGCAUGAGUUUUUGUAUAUAGAUAUGUAUUGUCUUGGGGAAUUGGUUAACUCCAUUCAAUUUCACAGCCUCAUUUAUCAUUCUGUAUUUAAACCAGAAUACCUUAGUUUAAACCCUAGGAAUGUAAUGUAGCUGGUGACAAAAAUUUUUUAUCAUUCAUUUGAUAUUUGCCAGUUUCCUGUUUCUUAGUGAUGAAUGAGUGUACAGACAUAUAUUUUAUUUGUACAGAUGUCCUAAUAAAGGUAAUUUAUUAGAA
Macrobrachium nipponense is the source of this 2749-nucleotide messenger RNA. RefSeq names its product NADH-ubiquinone oxidoreductase 75 kDa subunit, mitochondrial-like (gene ND-75). Gene Ontology annotation, molecular function: iron-sulfur cluster binding; NADH dehydrogenase (ubiquinone) activity. The record is from RefSeq and is a predicted model, not a curated record. Bases 168 to 2339 code for a protein of 723 amino acids. The transcript has 15 exons. Gene Ontology annotation, cellular component: membrane. NCBI's taxonomy places the organism in Eukaryota, Metazoa, Arthropoda, Malacostraca, Decapoda, Palaemonidae. Gene Ontology annotation, biological process: ATP synthesis coupled electron transport; cellular respiration.